Molecule: messenger RNA, 515 nt
Organism: Rubroshorea leprosula
Lineage: Eukaryota; Viridiplantae; Streptophyta; Magnoliopsida; Malvales; Dipterocarpaceae
Source: the annotation of a GenBank genome assembly
AUGAUUUUCUGGGGUAAAAAAAAAACAGAGUUUGAUUAGAAUUAAGCCGCUUGAAAAGAUGGUGCAUACAAUUGAUAUGAUCCUGACUGUUCCAGUAGAGGACGGCGGUUUUCAGGGUUUUGGCGAUGAUGGGAUUGUUGCGUUUGAGGUUGUAAUUGAGAGCAGGCGUGUCGGGGGAGAUGUCAGUGAGGAUAAGGUUGGUGAGGCCGAGGAGGCAGUAGAAGGCCUGCCGGUGGCACCGCAUCCUUUGCCCAGCGUAAUGGCGCCGCAGCGGCUGAAAACGAGGAUGUGCGAGUAGGCUGUUGGGGGAUAGCGUUGGGCGAACUUAGAGAGGACCAACGAGCACGGCCAGGCGGCGGUGCCGAGGUUGAUGAACCGUUGUCUUGCUGGAAGGAGAGAGGAAGGCGUUGUCCAAAAACAGCUCGAUUACUGGUGAGUCUGUCCCGCGCGUGUUUGUAAAAUGCUUGCGUGCUUGUGCUUGAGCUUGGGCUUGAGCUUGGGCUAGGAUUUAUCUU